Agrilus planipennis (emerald ash borer) is the source of this 905-nucleotide messenger RNA. Its product is annotated as trypsin-7-like. The transcript is spliced from 4 exons. The record is from RefSeq and is a predicted model, not a curated record. Bases 30 to 830 code for a protein of 266 amino acids. NCBI's taxonomy places the organism in Eukaryota, Metazoa, Arthropoda, Insecta, Coleoptera, Buprestidae. Gene Ontology annotation, molecular function: serine-type endopeptidase activity. Gene Ontology annotation, biological process: proteolysis.
UUGUUGUGUUCUAAUCUUGUAGAAACGAGAUGAAGUUUAACUUCUUACUGUUUUGUGUAACCUUCUUUUGGAAAUUGAAAGUAUUCAACAGUUCAACCUUAAAUACAGAAUCCUUAGAAGAUGCCUAUGAGCCAGAAUUGAGAAUUGUAGGUGGUGAGGAAGUACAAAUUGAGAAAUUUCCCUAUAUAGCUCAGAUAUGUAUAAUGGCGAUAAGAAUUUGCGGAGGCACAAUAAUUAAAAAGAAUUGGAUUGUCACUGCAGCUCAUUGUACGUUUCGAGGUACUCUGCAAGAAAUAAAUGUUCGCGUAGGAAGUGAUUUGAAUUCAAAAGGUUCUGUUAUUAGUUCGAAACAGAAAAUAGAGCAUCCGAAGUACGACGACUCCAAUUUGGAUUACGACGUCGCCGUGAUAGAAUUAUCAGAACGUAUUCCUGACAAUAUACCAGCUAAACCAAUACGACUCCAAAGGAAGGGUGAAAUUGUUAAAAUUGGUGCCGUAGCUGAUGUCUCCGGAUGGGGAUUAACUAAUGAAACAGAGCUUCAAGAGCCUUUACACCUUCGGUCUGUUUCUGUUCCUAUAAUCAGUCAUAGUCAAUGCGCAGACUGGUAUCAAGAAGAACAAAUCAAAGAAUUUGUAAUUUGUGCAGGUUAUGAGCAUGGAAUGAAAGAUGCUUGUGUGAGUGAUUCUGGCGGACCACUUGUACAUUCAAAAAAACUAAUUGGAAUAGUAUCAUGGGGAAUAGGAUGUGCAAGACCGAAGAGACCUGGCGUUUAUACAUCAAUAGCACAUCCCGAAAUCAGAAAUUUUAUAGAGCAGAUAUCUGGUGUGUAACUAAAAACUCGAUUGGAUAACUUGGUUUCUGUUAUAAAUUUUUGAGAUGCAUGUUUAUUACAGUAUGAUGAUUUU